Molecule: messenger RNA, 1872 nt
Organism: Pecten maximus
Lineage: Eukaryota; Metazoa; Mollusca; Bivalvia; Pectinida; Pectinidae
Exons: 3
Coding region: 1-1872 (623 amino acids)
Source: RefSeq, a predicted model, not a curated record
AUGAAGAAAGAUUUACUUGUGCUUAAUGAAAACAGUUACCAGACACUUAGUGGUAAUGAAAACAGCUCCCAGACAACUAGUGGUGACAAAAACAGCUCCCAGACAUUUAGCAACUAUGAAGACAACUCCCAGACACUUAGUGAUAAUGAAGACAGCUCCCACAGCUCCAGACACUUAGCUGUAAUAAAGGCAGCUCCCAGACACUUCAUGGUGACAAAAACAGCUCCCAGACACUUAGUGGUAACAAAGACGGCUCCCAGACACUUAGUGGUAAUGAAGACAGCUCCCACACACUUAGUUGUAAUGAAGACAGUUACCAGACACUUAGUGGUAAUGAAGACAACCCCCACACACUUAGCUGUAAUGAAGACAACUCCCAGACACUUAGUGGUAAUGAAGACAACUCCCAGAUUCUUAGUGGUAAUGAAGACAGCUCCCAGACUCUUAGUGGUAAUGAAGACAGCUCCCACACACUUAGCUGUAAUGAAGACAACUCCCACACACUUAGUGGUAACGAAGACAACUCCCAGACACUUAGUGGUAAUGAAGACAGCUCCCAGACACUUAGCUGUAAUGAAGACAACUCCCAGACACUUAGUGGUAACAAAGACAGCUCCUAGACACUUAGUGGUAAUGAAGACAACUCCCACACACUUAGUGGUAAUGAAGACAGUUACCAGACACUUAGUGGUAAUGAAGACAUCUCCCAGACACUUAGUUGUAAUGAAGACAGUUACCAGACACUUAGUGGUAAUGAAGACAACUCCCACACACUUAGCUGUAAUGAAGACAACUCCCAGACACUUAGCUGUAAUGAAGACAACUCCCAGACACUUAGUGGUAACGAAGACAGCUCCCAGACACUUAGUGGUAAUGAAGACAGCUCCCACACACUUAGUUGUAAUGAAGACAGUUACCAGACACUUAGUGGUAAUGAAGACAACUCCCAUACACUUAGCUGUAAUGAAGACAACUCCCAGACACUUAGCUGUAAUGAAGACAACUCCCAGACACUUAGUAGUAACGAAGACAGCUACCAGACACUUAGUGGUAAUGAAGACAACUCCCAGACACUUAGCUGUAAUGAAGACAGCUCCCACACAUUUAGCUGUAAUGAAGACAACUCCCAGACACUUAGUGGUAACGAAGACAACUCCCAGACUCUUAGUGCUCCCAGACUCCCAGACACUUAGUGGUAAUGAAGACAGCUCCCACACACUUAGCUGUAAUGAAGACAGCUCCCAGACACUUAGCUGUAAUGAAGACAGCUCCCAGACACUUAGCUGUAAUGAAGACAACUCGCACACACUUCGCUGUAAUGAAGACAACUCCCACACACUUAUUGGUAAUGAAGACAGCUCCCACAGCUCCAGACACUUAGCUGUAAUGAAGGCAGCUCCCAGACACUUAAUGGUGACAAAAACAGCUCCCAGACACUUAGCUGUAAUGAAGACAACUCCCAGACACUUAGUGGUAACAAAAACAGCUCCCAGACACUUAGUGGUAAUGAAAACAGCUCCCACACACUUAGUUGUAAUGAAGACAGUUACCAGACACUUAUUGGUAAUGAAGACAACUCCCACACACUUAGCUGUAAUGAAGACAGCUCCCAAACACUUAGUGGUAACGAAGACAACUCCCAGACACUUAGUGGUAAUGAAGACAACUCCCAGACACUUAGUGGUAAUGAAGAUAAACAACUCCCACAAACUUAGCUGUAAUGAAGACAACUCCCAGACAUUUAGUGGUAAUGAAGACAACUCCCAGACUCUUAGUGGUAACGAAGACAGCUCCCACAAACUUAGCUGUAAUGAAAACAACUCCCAGACACUUAGUGGUAACGAAGACAGCUCCCAGCUCCCACACACUUAG